AUGGAUACUCCUACUGACUCACCUCCGUCACGCCAUCCAUCUGCAACAUUCUUCCCUGCCUUCCGGCAAAGGGCCAGACCGCUCCACACCGAGUUCGAUCCAUCCCGAGCGGCCCCUUCCAGCGACGGGUCACUAGCCGUCGAGGAUGCGAGUCUCUCUACUGGUGCGCUUGGGAGCGAGUCGGGGCCAAUCAGUGGUGUGGAUGGGGAUGUGGAUGUGGAUAUGGAUAUGGAUAUGGAUAUGGAUGUGGACGUGCGACUGUGGACGUGGAUGUGGAUCUGGUGGUGGUGCGGCCCAUCCGACCGGCUUUUCCAGAGACAGGUCGACCUGGAUAGACACUUCUACAAAUAG
Penicillium diatomitis is the source of this 351-nucleotide messenger RNA. RefSeq lists its product as uncharacterized. The record is from RefSeq and is a predicted model, not a curated record. Bases 1 to 351 code for a protein of 116 amino acids. The transcript has 3 exons. NCBI's taxonomy places the organism in Eukaryota, Fungi, Ascomycota, Eurotiomycetes, Eurotiales, Aspergillaceae.